Messenger RNA from Myiozetetes cayanensis, 1773 nucleotides. RefSeq names its product peptidylprolyl isomerase domain and WD repeat containing 1 (gene PPWD1). Gene Ontology annotation, molecular function: protein binding; peptidyl-prolyl cis-trans isomerase activity. Gene Ontology annotation, biological process: protein peptidyl-prolyl isomerization. Bases 24 to 1553 code for a protein of 509 amino acids. The record is from RefSeq and is a predicted model, not a curated record. The transcript is spliced from 9 exons. Lineage: Eukaryota; Metazoa; Chordata; Aves; Passeriformes; Tyrannidae.
GGGACGGGGUGUGACGUUGCAACAUGGCGGCGGCCGAGCAGCAUGGCAAGAGGAGUGCUCCGGAGAAUGAGAACGACGAGGAGGAGCUCUGGGUCGGGCCGCUCCCGGGUGAGGCCGCGCAGGCGAAGAAGAGGAGAGUUCUUGAAUUUGAACAUGUUUACCUUGAAAAUCUACCGUCUGCUUCAAUGUAUGAACGCAGUUACAUGCACAGAGAUGUCAUUACACACGUAGCAUGUACUAAGACAGAUUUUAUCAUAACAGCCAGUCAUGAUGGACAUGUAAAAUUCUGGAAAAAAAUAGAAGAAGGGAUUGAGUUUGUUAAACACUUCCGAAGCCACCUGGGUGUUAUUGAGAGCAUUGCUGUUAGUUCAGAGGGAGCAUUGUUCUGUUCAGUUGGAGAUGACAAAGCAAUGAAGGUGUUUGAUGUAGUCAACUUUGACAUGAUCAACAUGCUGAAACUUGGCUACCACCCUGGCCAAUGUGAAUGGAUAUAUUGCCCUGGAGAUGCCAUAUCUUCUGUUGCAACAUCCGAGAAGAGCACAGGAAAAAUAUUCAUAUAUGAUGGCCGAGGAAAUAACCAGCCACUUCAUGUUUUUGAUAAAGUCCAUAAUUCCUCACUUACUCAGAUACGGCUGAACCCUGUCUACAAAGUAGUUGUGUCUUCUGGCAAGUCUGGGAUGAUUGAGUACUGGACUGGUACACCUCACGAAUAUAAAUUCCCCAAGAAUGUGAACUGGGAGUAUAAAACAGAUACUGAUCUAUAUGAAUUUGCUAAAUGCAAGGCUUACCCAUCCAGUAUAAGUUUUUCAUCUGAUGGCAAGAAAAUGGCAACUCUUGGGUCUGACAGAAAAGUUAGAAUUUUUCGUUUUCUGACAGGGAAGCUCAUGAGAGUCUUUGACGAAUCUCUCAGUGUGAGUUUUGUCUUGUUUCUCUUUUCUUUGAGACAUUUUCUUUACUUAUUUGAAUUUAUUUGCCAGCAUAUUCACCUAAGUUAUCAUUUGUUUCUAAAGGCAAACUUCCUUCCUAUCUUUUUCUUGCAGAAAAGGCCUUCCAUGUUCUCUUCCUACUCUGGGUUUGAGAAGUUAUGGCCUUGUCACCAGACAAAUAUUUACUGUACCCUUUGUUUUCUGUUAUAUUAUUUUAGGUGCCCCAAAACAGUGGAAAACUUCUGUGUGCACAGCAGGAAUGGCUAUUACAAUGGACACGUAAUUCACCGUAUCAUCAAGGGUUUCAUGAUUCAGACUGGUGACCCAACUGGUACAGGACUGGGAGGUGAAAGUAUUUGGGGAGGAGAAUUUGAAGAUGAGUUUCAUUCAACUUUACGACAUGACAGACCAUACACACUCAGCAUGGCUAAUGCAGGACCAAAUACCAAUGGAUCCCAGUUUUUUAUAACAGUAGUGCCAACUCCAUGGCUAGACAACAAGCACAGUGUGUUUGGACGGGUGACCAAAGGAAUGGAAGUUGUUCAGAGAAUAUCAAAUGUAAAAGUCAAUCCAAAAACUGACAAGCCCUAUGAGAAUAUCAGCAUCAUUAAUAUCACAGUGAAGUAAGGCAGGUGUUGAAGGUUUCAUCUUAAGCAGAAAAAAAUGAAUGUAUGGGACCCAAAAAGGGACCUAGAAAGAACAAAAACCUUUUUAAUAAUUCCAAGGCGUAGUGAGUACCAGGACCGAGCAAUCACCAGUUCAACAAUUUUUAAUGUACCUAAAGUGCCCUAAUUCUGCAUUUCUGAUAACUUUGUAUUUUAAAGUAAAAACAUAUGCACGUUUCUUA